AUGGCAUGGAAUGCUGUUGCCGUAGACCUAGAAGCAACGAACACGCUACCCUUCAAUUCACGGGUUCAAAAGGAGAAACCAGGGCCCGAUUCCUUCUCGAAUUCGGCCAUUGCAUCAUUGAGUUCCACAAAAAUCAUGCGUGCCAACUGUUCAUGUUCCGUAUUCAUCCACUAUGGGGAGCAUUCGGGAAGUAGGAAGAAUGGAGGACAAUUGGUUAAAUGA
Messenger RNA from Opisthorchis viverrini, 222 nucleotides. RefSeq lists its product as hypothetical. The record is from RefSeq and is a predicted model, not a curated record. NCBI's taxonomy places the organism in Eukaryota, Metazoa, Platyhelminthes, Trematoda, Opisthorchiida, Opisthorchiidae. The coding region runs from base 1 to 222 and encodes 73 amino acids. The transcript has a single exon.